Molecule: messenger RNA, 3114 nt
Organism: Salvelinus fontinalis (brook trout)
Lineage: Eukaryota; Metazoa; Chordata; Actinopteri; Salmoniformes; Salmonidae
Product: ice nucleation protein-like
Exons: 2
Coding region: 1-3114 (1037 amino acids)
Source: RefSeq, a predicted model, not a curated record
AUGGACCCCAGACAUCCUCUAAACCAGGAGUUUGAGCUCCUCCACUCUGGGAGAUGUUCCAGGGCACCAGACCACCAGAACACCAGGGCACAAGACCACCAGAACACCAGGGCACCAGAACACCACGGCACCAGGGCACCAGGGCACCAGGGCACCAGGGCACCAGACCACCAGGGCACCAGACCACCAGGGCACCAGGGCACCAGAGCACCAGGGCACCAGGGCACCAGGGCACCAGAGCACCAGAGCACCAGAGCACCAGACCACCAGACCACCAGGGCACCAGGGCACCAGGGCACCAGGGCACCAGAACACCAGGGCACCAGGGCACCAGGGCACCAGGGCACCAGGGCACCAGGGCACCAGAGCACCAGAACACCAGGGCACCAGACCACCAGGGCACCAGACCACCAGGGCACCAGACCACCAGGGCACCAGACCACCAGGCCACCAGGGCACCAGGGCACCAGGGCACCAGGGCACCAGAACACCAGGGCAACAGAACACCAGAACACCAGGGCACCAGGACACCAGCACACCAGGGCACCAGAACACCAGAACACCAGAACACCAGGGCACCAGGACACCAGAACACCAGGGCACCAGAACACCAGAACACCAGGGCAACAGAACACCAGGGCAACAGAACACCAGGGCACCAGGGCACCAGGGCACCAGAGCACCAGGGCAGCAGUGCACCAGGGCAACAGAACACCAGGACACCAGAACACCAGGGCACCAGAACACCAGGGCACCAGAACACCAUGGCACCAGGGCACCAGGGCACCAGAACACCAGGGCAACAGAACACCAGAACACCAGGGCACCAGAACACCAGGGCAACAGAACACCAGGGCAACAGAACACCAGGGCACCAGAACACCAGGGCACCAGAACAUUAUGGCACCAGGGCACCAGGGCACCAGAACACCAGGGCAACAGAACACCAGAACACCAGAACACCAGGGCACCAGAACACCAGGGCAACAGAACACCAGGGCACCAGAACACCAGGGCACCAGAACACCAGGGCAACAGAACACCAGGGCAACAGAACACCAGGGCACCAGAACACCAGGGCACCAGAACACCAUGGCACCAGGGCACCAGGGCACCAGAACACCAGGACACCAGAACACCAGGGCAACAGAACACCAGGGCAACAGAACACCAGGGCAACAGAACACCAGGGCACCAGAACACCAGGGCAACAGAACACCAGGGCAACAGAACACCAGGGCACCAGAACACCAUGGCACCAGGGCACCAGGGCACCAGAACACCAGGGCACCAGAACACCAGGGCACCAGAACACCAGGGCACCAGGGCAACAGAACACCAGGGCAAUAUAACACCAGGGCACCAGAACACCAGGGCACCAGAACACCAGGGCACCAGAACACCAUGGCACCAGGGCACCAGGGCACCAGAACACCAGGGCACCAGACCACCAGGGCACCAGGGUACCAGACCACCAGGGCACCAGGGUACCAGACCACCAGGGCACCAGAACACCAGGGCAACAGAACACCAGGACACCAGGGUACCAGAACACCAGGGCAACAGAACACCAGGACACCAGAACACCAGAACACCAGGGCACCAGAACACCAGGGCACCAGAACACCAGGGCACCAGGGCACCAGACCACCAGGGCACCAGAACACCAGAACACCAGAACACCAGGGCAAUAUAACACCAGGGCACCAGGGCAACAGAACACCAGGGCACCAGAACACCAGGGCACCAGAACACCAGGGCACCAGGGCACCAGAACACCAGGGCACCAGAACACCAGAACACCAGGGCACCAGAACACCAGGGCAAUAUAACACCAGGGCACCAGGGCACCAGAACACCAGGGCAACAGAACACCAGGGCAACAGAACACCAGGGCACCAGAACACCAGGGCACCCGAACACCAGAACACCAGAACACCAGGGCAAUAUAACACCAGGGCACCAGGGCACCAGAACACCAGGGCAACAGAACACCAGGGCACCAGAACACCAGGGCACCAGAACACCAGGGCACCAGAACACCAGAACACCAGGGCACCAGAACACCAGGGCACCAGGGCACCAGAACACCAGGGCACCAGGGCAACAGAACACCAGGGCAAUAUAACACCAGGGCACCAGAACACCAGGGCACCAGAACACCAUGGCACCAGGGCACCAGGGCACCAGAACACCAGGGCACCAGACCACCAGGGCACCAGGGUACCAGAACACCAGGGCACCAGAACACCAGGGCAACAGAACACCAGGACACCAGGGUACCAGAACACCAGGGCAACAGAACACCAGGACACCAGAACACCAGAACACCAGGGCACCAGAACACCAGGGCACCAGAACACCAGGGCACCAGGGCACCAGGGCACCAGACCACCAGGGCACCAGAACACCAGAACACCAGAACACCAGGGCAAUAUAACACCAGGGCACCAGGGCAACAGAACACCAGGGCACCAGAACACCAGAACACCAGGGCACCAGAACACCAGGGCACCAGAACACCAGGGCACCAGAACACCAGAACACCAGGGUACCAGAACACCAGGGCAACAGAACACCAGGGCACCAGAACACCAGGGCACCAGAACACCAGAACACCAGGGCACCAGAACACCAGGGCACCAGAACACCAGAACACCAGGGCACCAGAACACCAGGGCACCAGAACACCAGGGCACCAGAACACCAGGGCAACAGAACACCAGGGCAACAGAACACCAGAACACCAGGGCACCAGAACACCAGGGCACCAGAACACCAGGGCACCAGAACACCAGAACACCAGGGUACCAGAACACCAGGGCAACAGAACACCAGGGCACCAGGGCAACAGAACACCAGGGCACCAGAACACCAGAACACCAGGGCACCAGAACACCAGGGCACCAGAACACCAGAACACCAGAACACCAGGGCACCAGAACACCAGGGCACCAGAACACCAGGGCACCAGAACACCAGGGCAACAGAACACCAGGGCAACAGAACACCAGGGCAACAGAACACCAGAACACCAGAACACCAGGGCACCAGAACACCAGGGCACCAGAACACCAGGUUGUGACCAAGGUGACGUGUGCUUUCCUCAGCUAG